Messenger RNA from Penicillium waksmanii, 645 nucleotides. RefSeq lists its product as uncharacterized. Gene Ontology annotation, molecular function: cutinase activity. The transcript has 3 exons. Lineage: Eukaryota; Fungi; Ascomycota; Eurotiomycetes; Eurotiales; Aspergillaceae. Gene Ontology annotation, cellular component: extracellular region. The annotation marks the transcript as partial. Gene Ontology annotation, biological process: carbohydrate catabolic process. The record is from RefSeq and is a predicted model, not a curated record.
UAUCCUCCCCUCCUCCUGGCUACUCCCUUGAUUGUGGCCUCGAACUCCUUUCUCACCAGCCCAGUCGAGCGCCGUCAAUACAUCUACGCCAAUGAUCUCGACACUGGCAAUUGCAAGGAUACCAUGUUCAUCUUUGCGCGUGGAUCCACCGAAGUCGGCAACACUGGCACCGUUGUUGGUCCCGAAGUCUGCAUCGACCUGAAGACUCAAUUGGGAGGCGCCGUGGGCUGCCAGGGAAUCGGCGGUGACUAUACAGCCGGUCUGGCUGAGAACUUCCUGCCCGAUAACACCGCGCCGCAGGAUGUGCAGGCUGCAGUGGAUGUGUUCAACAAGUGUAACACUAAAUGCCCAAAUGCGAAGAUCGUCGCGGGUGGGUACAGUCAGGGAAGUGCCGUCAUCGACAACGCGAUUCAGAAGCUGGACUCGGACGUGAGAGAUAAGGUCAAGGGUGUUGUUCUGUUUGGAUUCACGCGCAAUCUGCAGGAUGGUGGCCGUAUCCCCAAUUAUCCCAAGGAUCAGACUAAGGUCUUCUGUGCCAUUGGUGACUUGGUCUGUGAUGGAACGCUUAUCAUUACCGCCGCCCACUUAACUUAUGGCGCCAAUGCUAAUGAGGCUGCGACUUUCCUGGCUUCGAAGGUGAAAUAA